CGUUUGAGACAAAAAAACAAAAUGAAAACGAAGAUACUAAUUUUAGCAUAGGCCGCAAAUUCGAUCUCAUCGCCGCUAUAAAAUCGGCAUUCUUGGCUCUUAGAGUUGAUAAAACAAAAAGACCCAGAAUUUGUUGAGACCCUUUAGACGAUAAUCAAUGGCGGCCUGUGUGAUAAGGGUGGCACAGGAUGGUUCCGGAGACUACGGGACGGUACAGGAGGCAAUUGACGCUGUUCCACUAUGCAACAAGUGUCGAACUAUCAUUCGCGUGUCGCCGGGAAUCUACCGGCAGCCGGUGUAUGUCCCCAAGACCAAGAAUCUCAUCACUCUCGCCGGUCUGCGCCCAGAGGACACUGUGCUCACCUGGAACAACACCGCCUCUAAAAUUGAUCACCACCAGGCGUCUCGGGUGAUUGGUACUGGGACUUUCGGAUGUGGGAGUACAAUUGUUGAAGGAGAGGACUUUAUUGCUGAAAAUAUCACUUUUGAGAACUCUGCUCCUGAGGGUUCAGGCCAAGCUGUUGCAAUCAGAGUUACGGCUGAUCGUUGCGCUUUCUACAAUUGCAGAUUCCUUGGAUGGCAGGAUACUCUGUACUUGCAUUAUGGGAAGCAGUAUCUGAAAGAUUGUUACAUUGAAGGAAGCGUGGAUUUUAUUUUUGGCAACAGCACUGCUCUUUUGGAGCAUUGCCACAUCCACUGUAAGUCUGCAGGUUUCAUAACUGCACAGAGCAGGAAAUCUUCGCAGGAGACAACUGGUUACGUGUUCUUGAGAUGCAUAAUCACUGGCAACGGAGGCACUUCUUAUGCGUAUCUAGGACGUCCAUGGGGACCUUUUGGGAGAGUGGUAUUUGCAUUCACAUAUAUGGAUGGAUGCAUCAAACAUGGAGGCUGGAAUAACUGGGGUAAAACUGAGAAUGAAAGAAGCGCUUGCUUUUAUGAAUACAGGUGUUUUGGGCCAGGCAGCUGCCCAUCAAAGCGGGUGACAUGGUGUAGAGAACUGAUAGAUGAGGAAUCAGAACAGUUCCUCAUGCAUAGUUUCAUCGACCCAGAUCCAGAAAGGCCUUGGCUUGCUCAGAGGAUGGCACUGAGAGUACCAUAUUCUGCUUGAAAGCUACAAUCGAAAUUCACCUGCAGUUGAAUCUCUACAAAUUCUCACAGAAAUGAGGUUACUGAAACCUUGCAUCCGUCAAUGAAUAAACUAUGAAGAAUGUGGUGGAACAUUGCAGCGGUGCCUUUUUGUUCAUAAAUAUAUGACCUUCCUUGCAGACAGUGUUUGUCCAUGUCAAAGAAUUCUAGUGUUAGGCUUGUCAGAUUAUGCCCCAUGGUUAUGUACCUAUUUCUUUAAUUCACUUAGUCUUAUCAUGGCGGAUUGCUGUUUCACUUUCAUUAUUAUGAAUAUUGUUGAAAUGACCAAGAAUUCAACAAGCCUAGACAAUCAUGGAAAGACGAAUGUUUAUGAAAAUUUCCAUUUAAAUAAA
Messenger RNA from Ziziphus jujuba (common jujube), 1478 nucleotides. RefSeq names its product pectinesterase 31. The coding region runs from base 158 to 1108 and encodes 316 amino acids. The record is from RefSeq and is a predicted model, not a curated record. Lineage: Eukaryota; Viridiplantae; Streptophyta; Magnoliopsida; Rosales; Rhamnaceae. Gene Ontology annotation, molecular function: pectinesterase activity. The transcript is spliced from 6 exons. Gene Ontology annotation, biological process: cell wall modification.